Parasteatoda tepidariorum (common house spider) is the source of this 1989-nucleotide messenger RNA. The record is from RefSeq and is a predicted model, not a curated record. NCBI's taxonomy places the organism in Eukaryota, Metazoa, Arthropoda, Arachnida, Araneae, Theridiidae.
CUUUUAUAAAUGGCAACAAAACACAACUUUCUAUUCUCCUUCAGAAAAAAUUAAUAACAAUAAUCACAUAUUAGUGGUAUAAGGAAGCGAAUUUUCGAUUAAUUAAAAACAAAUCUAUAUUUUAGGUAACCACUUCAUGCACUACCAGCUUAUUAGCUACAUGUGAAUAAUUUUUUACUGAAAAGACAAGUUCAUUUGACUUGGAAUCUACUUUUACAAACAAGCCUUCAAAAAAACAAACAGUCAUGGAUGAUGAGUUAGAUGUGGAAGCUAUGCUAGAUGCUCCCUUUGCUAAACAGGAUGCCAGGUCUGUAUCGCCUGAUCAUGACAAAAAAAAAAAGAAAAGUAAAAAAAAGAAACAUAGCAGAAGUAGGAGUAGAGAACGGAAAAAUUCUCACAAGGAGCAUAAAGACACAAGUCAUUCUAAAAACGGCCAUAAGAGCAGCAGAAGAGAUAGAAGUCAUAGUCGAGAAAGGAAGGAUUCAUCCAAAAGCAGAAGAAAUGAGUAUCCCGAAAAAGAAAGAAGGCGAGUAAGCCGCAGCCCUGAUCGAAGACGCAAUUAUCGAAGUAACUAUGGUGGUAGAAAUUCCUAUAACGCAAGGGAUUAUCAAAGUCGACGUACUCACAGAGAUAUUCCUCGACGCAGGAGCAGAACUAGAAGUCCAGAGAAAAGACGCUCCAGCAAAACUAGAGUUCACUCACCUUCACCAAAACGGGAAGACAAGGGUAAUGAUUCUGCAGAUGAAUUUGGAAAACCUGCUCGUCUGCACAGAAAUCCUGAUUUAACACCAGAAGAAAGGGACAUGAGAACAGUAUUUUGUAUGCAACUGUCUCAACGUGUUAGAGCACGAGAUUUGGAAGAAUUUUUUUCACCUGUAGGGAAGGUUCAAGAUGUUAGAAUCAUCAUGGAUAAUAAAACAAGACGCUCUAAAGGAAUUGCUUACAUAGAAUUUCAAGAAACAUAUUCUGUGUCCUUGGCAUUAGACUAUUCUGGCAAAAAGUUACUAGGUGUGCCUAUUAUUGUUCAACUUACCCAAGCUGAAAAGAACAGAGCUGCUGCUAGUAUGAUGAGUGUUCAACGUGGCAAUGUUGGUCCAAUGAGACUUUAUGUAGGAUCACUACAUUUUAACAUAACAGAAGAAAUGUUGAAAGGAAUUUUUGAGCCUUUUGGAAAAAUUGAUAAAAUUGAACUUCUGAAAGAUACAGAAUCAGGCAAAUCGAAAGGCUAUGGAUUUGUAACUUUCACUGAUUCUGAAAGUGCUAAAAAAGCAUUAGACCAAUUAAAUGGAUUUGAAUUAGCCGGCAGACCUAUGAAAGUUGGCACUGUUACGGAUCGCACUGACAUUAUUCAGGGUCCAUCAUUUCUUGAUACUGAAGAGAUGGAUAGAGCUGGGAUUGAUCUAGGUGCAACUGGUCGUUUACAGUUAAUGGCUAAGCUAGCUGAAGGCACUGGUUUGGAAUUACCCCAGGCUGCUGUUAAAGCUCUGCAACUUACAGCUCAAGCAUCUGCUUCCCCAAUGGCUGGAAAUCCACCUGUAUCUGUAGCUACCCAGUGUUUCAUUUUAUCUAACAUGUUUGAUCCCUCCAAUUUAUUGAAGGAAAAUGCAUCUAACUGGGACGAAGAAAUAAGAAAUGAUGUUAUUGAAGAAUGUAGAAAUCAUGGUGGUGCUCUUCAUGUUUACGUCGAUAAAAACUCGGGUGAAGGUAAUGUUUAUGUAAAGUGCCCAAAUCUUACAGCUGCAACAGCAUCUGUCAGUGCUUUACAUGGAAGAUAUUUUGCAGGUCGUGUGAUAGUUGCUGCAUAUGUACCUGUUGUAAAUUAUCAUAUGCUAUUCCCAGACUCAGCAACAGCAUUAGUUGCUCUCUGAAAAUCAAAGAUCAUACAUGAAACAUUUUGCUUACAUAUAUAUGGAGCUUUUACCAUCAGUGUGAUGUAAAUCUUAGUCACAAAUAUGUAAAUGUGAUUUCAAAUAAAUUUUUUUUUCCAAA